Messenger RNA from Ictalurus punctatus (channel catfish), 1068 nucleotides. RefSeq names its product phosphatidylethanolamine-binding protein 4. NCBI's taxonomy places the organism in Eukaryota, Metazoa, Chordata, Actinopteri, Siluriformes, Ictaluridae. The record is from RefSeq and is a predicted model, not a curated record. The coding region runs from base 187 to 801 and encodes 204 amino acids. The transcript is spliced from 7 exons.
GACUACAGUGACUGACAGAUAUUAGGACCAAUCUAAUGAAGCUAAAACAGUCCAAUGUGUCCACAGGGCAGGCUUAGUUUCCAAAAUUAACUUUGUUAUUUGAUAUAUAAGGCCACUGGGAUCACCUGCUAUUCGACGGAGCAGCCUGACUAGUGGAGUUAAGACGCUGUUUUCAGAACCUUCGAGAUGUUUUCUCGCGCCUUUAUGCUUCUGGUGGUCGCGUGCAUCCAGCGCACGUGCCCGCACCACUCAGGACCGUUACAGGAGGAACUUCUCACAGAAGAAGACCAACGUUUUUGCAGAGGAGGGUUAGAGUUAAGUUAUCCAGACGUGGACAUUCGUUCCUGCAUGAUCAUCCCUCAGGAGUUCAGAGAGAAGAUCAGUCACGAAUGGGGACCUCCGCAGGUUCGGCUGGACACGGCUAAGACGCAGAAGAAAUACACGUUGAUGAUGGUGGACCCCGACGCCCCCAGCCGUACUAACCCCACUCGAGCCAACUGGAGGCACUGGUUGCUGGCUGAUAUUGAAGGACGCUCACUCAGAGCAGGAGACAUGAAAGGCACUGUGCUAUCUGAGUACACUCGUCCCACACCUCCUAAACAUUCUGGCUUUCACCGUUACCAGUUCCUUCUAUACGAGCAGCCCACAGGCCAGGUCGUGUGUCUCGGGCAACAGGAACAGCGCUCGCUGGGAAACUGGGAUCCGCAUGCGUUCGCGGAGAAGUUUGGACUUGUUGAUCCAGUCGCCUCGGUCCAGUUCCUUACUCAGAACUUUAAAGAUCAGAUGACGCCACACACCUGAAUCAUACCUUACACCUUAUGCAACUAUUCUACAAUCAGGGAAACUCGUUAAAACGGGGGAAAAAAACCCAAAUUGUAAUCGUUUUUCUCCCAGGUUUAACGUAAAGUAAUGUAUUUGCUUUACCUUACGUAUAGAAUAUUAAAAUAGAUAUUUUAAAUAGGGUUUCACUGCUCGAUGAACGAACAGAGCUGUAUUUUAGAGUAUCUGCCCUGCCAGUGGGAUUUUAAAACUGUACCUAACUGUAUCCUUAAAGGCAUGUUGACAAAA